Messenger RNA from Cydia pomonella (codling moth), 6743 nucleotides. It is a transcript of the gene Gk2, whose product is annotated as glycerol kinase. The record is from RefSeq and is a predicted model, not a curated record. Gene Ontology annotation, cellular component: mitochondrion. Lineage: Eukaryota; Metazoa; Arthropoda; Insecta; Lepidoptera; Tortricidae. The transcript has 14 exons. Gene Ontology annotation, biological process: glycerol-3-phosphate biosynthetic process; glycerol metabolic process; triglyceride metabolic process. Bases 28 to 1773 code for a protein of 581 amino acids. Gene Ontology annotation, molecular function: glycerol kinase activity.
AUCGUUUUAAGUGAUUUCUGAUCCGAAAUGAGUGUGCGAGUGAAAGGGGCGAUGGAUAGGUCGUUUAAGAGAAUUUUGAGGAGACAGAAGACCGUUCAUGGUGACAUGCCGGUGAAGGACGGCAGCCGGCGGUCGCUGGUCGGCGUCAUCGACGACGGCACCAAGACCGUCCGAGUUGUGAUAUAUGAAGCAGAGCGGUCAGAAGAGCUCGCCGCGUACCAGUUAGACAAAACCGAAGUCCAACCACAGGAAGGAUGGUCCGAACAGGAUCCCUUGGAGAUCAUACACCACAUAAAACUCUGCGCAGAGAAGGCGGUUGAACAACUAGCUGUUAAAGGAUACUCCAAAGAUGACAUCGUGGCGCUGGGCAUCACCAAUCAGAGGGAGACGACAAUAGCGUGGGACAGAUUCACGGGAGAGCCUUUACAUCCUGCUAUAGCGUGGAACGACAUCCGCACAAACGUCACCGUAGACGCGAUCCUCGCCAAGGUGCCGGACCAGAACAAGAACUACCUCAAGUCCGUCUCCGGCUUGCCCAUAAGUCCGUACUUCAGCGCUCUGAAGAUGAGAUGGCUGAAGGACAACGCCAAGACCGUCCGGCGCGCCGGGCGCGACAAGAGGCUCAUGUUCGGAACUGUGGACUCCUGGAUUGUAUGGAACUUAACUGGCGGUCCACGCGGGGGUCUCCACAUUACUGAUGUUACCAACGCUUCGCGAACACUUCUGAUGAACUUGGAAACUUUGAAUUGGGACCCUAUGUUGUGUAGGUUAUUCGGAAUCCACCGAGACUCGUUGCCUCAAAUAAGAAGCAGUUCCGAAGUUUACGGCGUGGUCAAGGAUGGAUCCAUCUUAGAUGGAAUUAGAAUAUCUGGAAUAUUAGGCAACCAGCAGUCAGCUCUAGUCGGUCAAAACUGCCUGUCGGCCGGCCAGGCCAAGAACACGUACCGCAGCGGCUGCUUCCUGCUCUACAACACGGGCUCGCGCCGCGUGCAGUCCACGCACGGCCUGCUCACCACCGUGGCCUACCGACUGGGGCCGCAAGCACCUCCAGUCUAUGCGUUAGAAGGUUCAAUAGCAGUAGCGGGCGGCGCCAUGAAGUUCCUCCGAGACAACCUGAAGCUAAUAAAAGACGUGGUGAAGGACACGGAGCAGAUCGCCGGCCAGGUGUUCUCCACGGGCGACGUGUACUUCGUGCCGGCCUUCAGCGGCCUGUACGCGCCCUACUGGAGGAAGGACGCCAGGGGAAUUAUUUGUGGACUGACGGCAUUCACCACAAAACAGCACAUCAUAAGGGCAGCGCUGGAGGCUGUUUGCUUUCAAACAAGGGACAUAUUAGAAGCCAUGAAUAAGGACUGCGGCAUGCCGCUGUCAAAACUACACGUGGACGGACACAUGACCCACAACGACUUGCUCAUGCAGCUGCAAGCCGAUCUCAUCGGGAUACCUGUGUUGCGCGCACAGUCGUGGGACAUGUCGGCGCUGGGCGCGGCCGUGGCGGCCGGGCGCGCGGCCGGCGUGUGGUCCCUGGAGGCCUGGCGGGCCACCGCCACGCCCAUCGAUACCUUCCUGCCUACUACCACCGAUGAUGAUCGCGACGCGCGCUACACGAAAUGGAAGAUGGCCGUCCAACGCUCCCUCGGCUGGGCUACAGUCAAAAAGUCCAUCACCAUGACAGACGAACGCUACAAGCUGCUCUCCUCGAUUCCAGCGACGCUGUUCCUCAUUGGCAGCUUCACCAUGCUAGUCGUUUCCAAUGCGCUCAAAAAUAGGUGAUAAGUUAAUGUAGAUUCUAUUCAAUAGGGAAUAAGUGCCAUAUCUGCGCGGGAAUUCAAACUUGUACAGCUUUUUAAUGAUUUUAUUAAGUUUUAUUCAAUUGAAAUGUUCUAUUUAUUCGUGAAAGGUUGAAAAAUAUUUGCUCUUUAAUUUUUAUUUGUUUCGGAUUAAAAAAAGAGUAAAUCUGUUAAAUUGAUUGCCAGCUCAUAUUUUAAUGCUACUUUUGGAUGUGAAAAAAAAAUUGUGAAAGCGAGAUCAUACACAGAUUUAAAACAAAAGUUGUGUGCAUAUAAGUAAUAAUUUUAUCAGUUUAUCACACAUGUUAAUACAAUAGUAUCACUUUAUACGAAUAAUUCAAUCAGAAAAUUACACUUAUGACCUCAAACUUUGAGCAUGCCCACAAGAGAAACGUGAAUCUAAUUGCUGUGUAUGACCUGGGGCCCAUUUCACGAAUCAUAUUAGGCUAAUAUUAUAAGAGUGUUGUCAUGAAAACCCAUACGAUUUGACAGUUUGUGGCCUAAUAAUAUAAGUUUAAUACCGUUCGAGAAAUGGGCCCCUGCACUUACUGUAUAGUUCGAUCAUAAAAGCUGCCGCCAGAUUUGUUUAAAGUCUUGCAAGUAAAGUUAAGGCAAUAUCCAGAAUUAUUACAGAAUAUUCCGUGUUUAGCAAUAAGUAUGUAAUUCUGUUCAUUCAUCAUUAAUUCGCCUUAACUUUAAUUGCUAUACCUUGCUGUUCUAACAAUAUUAUCGUCAAAAUUCGGCGGCAGACAUGUGGAUCAAACCGCACAUUCUUAGUGAAUGAAAUACCUACCUAUAUUUUACUAUGUAAGCUUUUUUGUGCCUAGCAUCCAUAUAGCAGUAAAAGUAACAGAGUUUUGACGUAUUAUCAGCACCAUUUCACUGAAUAUUACCCUUGCAUCUUUGCAAUAACAUUUGCGAAUUAUCAUAACAUCGGGACAUACUAGACAUAGGAUCGCUCGUGUAUUUUGAGUUCCUGAUUUAUUAUUUUUUCGAUAAUCCACAUGUAUAUCGAUUGGAAUUUUCCUACGUAUCAUAACAAAAUACACCCGUGGUCUAAUGUUUAAGAUGACACAUUUAUGAAUAUUAGUAAUGACGUCAAACACUAGACAACUUACUAAAGUUGACAUUUAAUCAGAUAACUUUGCAGGUUUUAAACUAAAGUUAAAUGCAUUUUUAUAGACUGAUAGGGUAAACAACUUAUUAAUUGGUUAUCAUUACAAAACCUACUUUUUAUUACAUUAUUAUCAGGGUGGAUCAACUUUUUUUUGUUAUUCUGUCCCGUCAGCCGGGCGAUAAUUGUAACAUACUUUUAAAAAGAAAUGUUAUACUUACCACAAUCUACUAAUAUGGGAAGAAGAUGAUCCAAUAUAGAAAAGAUUUAUAACUGCCAUAAAAAUGUAUGUUUAAUUGUUUUAAAUACCAUGGUUAUAAAAGUGACCCAGGAGACCGUAACCAUGGCAACGAGAGACUAGAAAAAGUUGAUUCAUUCAACAAUAUUGUCUAGAAGCAACAUUUUAUGGCUAAAAAUGGGAUUGCUUGCCCUAUGUCUUUUUAUUAUUAAAUUAUCGUCAAUUAUUAAUUAUUAUGAACAUUUUAUAUAGUAGACUUUAAUUAAAUUAAUUCUCAUUCCAACUUGCGUUGGCAUUUAUGGCAUUUUAGAACAAUUUUUAGCUUUUGUAAUUUUUUAAUUUAAUUUAUUUAUACUAGUGUAAGCGUAUUGCAAUUAUAAAAUAUCGAAAUAAGAUUAAAUAUGGUAGACAAGAUGGGAAUUUAGAAUAGGGUAAAAAAUAUACCUUUAUGCAGCCCAAAGCAAAAUCAUUUCCUUACAAUUAGGCUUGAUUUUAUGCUAGUCAUGAUGAUUUCUUGAAGCUAACCAAUGAUUUAAUAAUACUGUUCAGAAUGGUUUUCCUGAUUUCAUUAUUAUAGUAUAACCACGUACAACCUCUUAUACCUAUUGGUUUAAAUAUAUUUGUAAUAGUUUUAUUUAUCCUACCGAUAUUUGUAAAUAUAAAAAUCAUGUUUCUGUCCCUUUCAUCAAUUGGAACAAGAUAAUGUGAAUUAAUCAAAAUAUUUACCGGGUGGGGCCUCUAAAUAAAUAAAUAAAUACUAUAGAACAUUAUUACACAAAUUGACUAAGUCCCACAGUAAGCUCAAUAAGGCUUGUGUUGAGGGUACUUAGACAACGAUAUAUAUAAUAUAUAAAUAAUUAUAAAUACUUAAAUACAUAGAAAACACCCAUGAGUCAGGAACAAAUAUCUAUGCUCAUCACACGAAUAAAUGCCCUUACCAGGAUUUGAACCCGGGACCAUCGGCUUCAUAGGCAGGGUCACUACCCACGAGGCCAGACCGGUCGUCGUGGGUCUGUAAUAAAUAAAUAAAUAAAAUGUAAGCUGUACUCCUCAAACUGACCAACGUUUGCUCAACGACUUAAAAUUAACUUCAAAGUCUACUAAAUCAAAAUACGAUUUAGUAGACUUUGAAGUUAAUUCUAAAGCGCAAUAUAUUGCGAAUUUUGUUAUGUUUAAAGCGUGACAAGUAACGUCAAUUACAAUGAUCAUACAUUACGUACAUUGAAGAUAGUAAUUAAUUUGUAUGAAAAAUACGAAGGAAGUUUGAAUUUUCAUAAUUUUUAAAAGUAGUUGAACAAAAGGGUCACCGCUUGAGGAGUACAAUCUGUUUCAAUUAUUUGCUCGUGUGUCGCACCCGGUAUAAAGUAUCUCAAUGUGAUACCUACAUAAGUAAAUAUUCUUAAUCAAUACUGUUGGUACAUAUUUGUGAAUAAUUAUAUAGGUAGAGUCAGGCCAAAACAAGUGUCAAGUAAACGUUACAAUUUCAUAGAAGUUUGACGUUUAAAAUAACAUUUACAAUUUAACACCGUCUGGGCUAUCAAAAUCGCUGCCAACUUAUCUUGGUUUGAUUCUAACUAUAUUCUUUUACUCUCACUCUAUUAAUACUAAGAUAGUUAAUGUCGUAAAACCAUCUAACUAUAGUCCAAUACCACAACUAUGGCGCAUGACUUCAACACGUAAUUAAGUACCAAUACCAGUUUUUUUUUAUUCCAUAUUUAUUUAAAUUGUAUUUUUUUAUUUAAUGCAUAUUAGUUAUAAGAUGUAAUAUUUUGAGAGUUUCUUACCGGUCCCAUAUGGGGAUACCCUCCUACAAUUGAGGGGGGAUUUAAAUCUUCUCGAGGUCAGGGGUUAAGGGUUAGAGCCGGCGUAGCGUUAUUUGACGUUCAUAAGCGCAUUGUAAUAUGCCUACUUGGAAAAUAAUAAAUAAAUCUUUAUCUUUCGCUGUUGCCUGAUAUUUACUUACUUUUAUGAAAAUAUUUUGUCUUAGAACUACGACAUUUAAAUUAUAUUUACACUUCAACGAAUAUAUUCGAUUUUGUUGGACCAUGGUAGGUAUUUUGAACUAUAGAUGGGUGGUUUUACGGUACGAAAAAUUUUUCAGUACUUUUGACAUAAUGGAAGCUUGUUACAAUGUCUUAAAUCAGAAAUACUUGUAGUGAAUAAUUUUCAAGUGUAUAAACGUUUGUAAAAUAAUCUUUAUAAACCUUAAGUACCUGCUAAAUAUGAUUACAUUUCUAUUUAUAUGAAUUAACCUCGUAAGGCCCACCGUACAAAAUUUAUCUAUUUUUAAUUUAAACCUAAUAUUAGGUUGUGUUUCGUUUGUUUGAGAAAGAAAUGAAACAAAAGAAAUGCUAUUUUAUUAGGUUUAAGAAAGGUCCUAAUUAGAUUGAAACGAAGUAUACAUUAUAAUGCACAUUGGGCCUUACGAGGAUUGUUUAACUUUUCACCAACCUUCUUUAUAUGUAUUCCUAUUUUUCGAGCUAUUCUUGUUAGAAUUAAUUCACUCUACGAAAAACUUCGUAAAUAACCGUUGUUUGUUUGAAGUUUCUACGCCAUAAGUAAAUAAAUCGUCUGUAUUUUUCAUGUUAGGGGUUUCAGAACCAUUACUGUUUAAAUCAUUCAGGUUUUUCGGUACCAGCCAAAAGAACCUUAAUUCCCUGCAAUUUUUGACCGGUUUUGUUGACUGAAGAACAUUAUAUGUAUACAAAACAUUGUCGCAAAAAAUUUAAAAGACCAACAAAAUGAAUCCGUUUUGAUAAAACAUAUCUAAGCACCACCGCUAGAAAACCUGCUUUCAAAUACAUAUAAAAAAAGUGCUUUCAAAUCGGUUUACCCGUUUAAGAGGGACCGUGCCACAUAGCGGUCAAACUUAUAGCAACUUUUGCUUUGUAAGCGUUGCGUUAGGGUUAAAAAACGACCCGAUUAAGAAAUACUGGCAUAGCUACCCCCUUUUUUUGAUGACCCAGGGGGAAUCCGCUAUGGAUCCCACUGGCCCGGGAGAAGCCAAGUGGGUAUGUUCGACUCCCACGCACUAAGCCCCCUGGGUGUUCCACCGCGCGCUUUGUGGACGGGGUUUCGGGAACGCGACUGUAGCCCUCCGAUACCGCACCCCUAGCAUUUAUUUAUUAGUUGAAUUUAGUUGUAGAAUUUAGGGGUGUUUAGCGACAUAAACGUGAAGUUAUCUACGGAUAUUCCUGGUAGAUCUAGAAUAAACAUUUUUUUUUUAAUUAUGUACCGAUCGGCGAUUGGCCCUGGUCAACAUAAUAUUGAUGUGAUCGUAGGUUUUUGGAUUUAUUUAUAUCGUUGUGAUUUUUACUAAUCAUUCCUUUAGCAUUGUUUGAGAGCAUGUUUUUAGAUUUUUUUAUUCCUGUAAAUUAUGGGCUUAUUAUUGUAUGACUUUAAAAAUUUUUUUACAGUAAAUCAGGCAUGUAUUCAAUUCAAUUUGUAAUUUAAAUUAUUAUUAAAUAUAAAAAGACAUUUUUACUCAGAAUUAAUUGUACUGUAAUUAAAUGACAAUUUGCCAGUUGUUUAUUUGAAUUGAAUUUUUAUUGUUAAAAAAUUUGUUGUUUAUUAAUGGUGAAUUAAAUGAUUUGUUGGGUUA